Messenger RNA from Aspergillus fijiensis CBS 313.89, 1346 nucleotides. RefSeq lists its product as uncharacterized. The transcript has a single exon. NCBI's taxonomy places the organism in Eukaryota, Fungi, Ascomycota, Eurotiomycetes, Eurotiales, Aspergillaceae. The record is from RefSeq and is a predicted model, not a curated record. Gene Ontology annotation, molecular function: protein binding. Bases 402 to 1250 code for a protein of 282 amino acids.
CUCGAUAUAGAUAUUUGACUGUGCGCUGGUCGGGCGCAAUGAAAAUCAUGUAUGUCUUGCAAGCUGUUGCAGUCAUGGAAUGCAAAUCAUAGGUUCCAAUUUAAGUUUCGACUGCCGCCAUUCCCCCCUUCGGAAUGUUCUUCCGCCUUCCCAAGAGUAGUGACGAAACAAACACGCGCACGCGAUAAUGAUGCCUGCAACCUAAACAACUAAGGCAGGGUGAGUCAUUUUUCGGACCUCAGUGGUCAAGUAUCACUGACUUUGUAAGUCAAGCUGAACUGCAACCAAAUCCCGAAGCCUGCCGAGUUUCUCGUAAACUGCCUUGCAAAACUUCCAAUCUUCCAAGUUGUUCAAUUAGCAAGCGGGAUCGCACACCUCUGUCUCCACUGAAAUUACCAGUCAUGCCUGCUCUUAGGAGAAGCAAACGCUUCAAGAACUCUGAAAAUGAGAUAUCCCGCCCUCUAGGAACGCCCGAUAUAUUCCUUGUCCCCGAAAUCGUGGAAGCUAUUCUUCUGCGUCUGGACAUGCACACAUUGCUGAUCUCAGCUCGGGUCUGUGCUACAUGGAAUGCUCUCAUCAAAAGCUCUCGCAGAAUCCAGCAGGCCCUGUUCUACGUUCCCAUCGACACAGACACCAGAAAGUCCCGUCGCAAAACAAGGAAGAACCCUCUGGUGAUGGACAAGAUAUGGUUCGAAUUCAUCUUUGUAGGACUCAACUCGCGUCGGAGACAUGGUGCGUGGCACUGCCCCUCUAUUGCAUCGGAGAAGAGAGAAAGGGCAUACUUGCGCCCCGAGGCAAGCUGGCGGCGGAUGCUCCUUCAGCAACCUCCCACCUCGAUCGUCCGCUUCUGGAACCCCGAGUGCCUUUGGGGUCCCUAUUGGCAUAUUCUGCCCAAAGAUCAGAUGGUCAAAACUGGGGCCGAGUGGACACCGGACGGAGACUAUCUCCGCAUGGAGAACGUCGCAUAUGAGGUCGACACAGGAGCGAUCUCGGCAGGGCCCCUGCCUUUCCUAUGCUGGGCAGAUGCCGAGGCCCUGAGAAAGGUCAUGCGCAAGUCCAAGCGACGCAAGCAGGUACGCCGCGAUCGUACUCUCAAGCGCUAUCUUCGGAGGUUCGACCUCACCAUCAACACGGAAUGCCCAGAGUUUUGGCCCAUUGUCUGGAUUGAAGACCAUCCGGUACCGGUAAGAGAUUUUCGUCAGUUUUGUGAAACAAGGGAUGUCAAGCUGUUGAUAGCCGAUCCACGUUAAAUGGAGACUAUGAUCCCGUUCGACUUUUAGCUUAUUCUGCUUCUGCGAUGAUUGAUCCAUCUGUGUUUGUCUAAACCUGGGUAUGCUUGUUAUAUC